AUGAGACUCCCCAAGAUGAUGUGUGGUAAAUCCAUUGCCCCUGUAACUGUUGAUGAUGACACACUGUUUCCAUCAUCAUCAUCAUCUGCUGACAAGAGAUGCAGUUUCUGGAAAGCCACUUCCCCACUGGCAACACUUGCCACAGCAACUGGACUCUUUGUAAAACAUCCAUUACAUGAGGAAGCCAAGUCUUGUUAUUCAAAGGUUCUCUUGGCUCUUUUGGGACUCAGCAUCACAUUGAGUCUGUUGAUGAGACAGGCCUUGGUGGCACUUGUACAUGGAAGAUACACUGAUGCUGUGGUCAAGGUACCAGGCAUUACAUCCAUAUCCUUGGUGCUUUUGCUGUACUUCAUAUCCUGGGGAAAGGGACAGAGACUGAAGGACCUAAUGGACCUGUGGGACACUCUUGAUAUAUCUUCAAUGGCACAUCAUCAGCAGCAGAUGAUGAGCAAGAGUAAAGCCCUUUUGUCCAAGUCCAGGAAGCUGGCCUUGUUUCUGUUCCUCAUGAAUGCAGGACAAUUCUUUGGGCUCACUGCUCUGGUGAUAAAGGACCCAAUGAACAAAGUGUUGGUCUCCUCAGACCCCAUGUUGAAGGACACUGUGGUCUGGUACUACUUGGCACUGGGCAGUCACAUGGUGUCACUGGUGUACUCUGUGAUUUUUGGGUUUUGUGUGGAUGCCUUCACUGUGUUGUGGGCCUACCAUACUUCACAGGCCCUGGGAGAUUUGUCUUUGCACUUAAGCACCGGUUUGGCAUCACAAGCCCAUGAGCAAAGUUGUCCUGACCAAGUGGAAAGAGUGCUGAGGAUGAGACAUGGUGCUGAUGUUGAGGAUGGUACCCCUGUCCUAAACCAUCAGAGAGAAAAUGUGUCCUUGGACAGAGUCUGGGGACAGUUUGAGACCCUGGCUGAGUUGACCCAUGGGUUCAAUGAGGUCUUUGGAGUGGUGAUCUUUUCAAGCUACACAUGGGGCUUCUUCAUGAUCCUGGCCUUUCUGUACGUGCCAUUCAACACUGAAGGACAGAGUGAUGAAAUCUUCCUCUUGACAUCAGUUUUUCAGUCACUCACUACCUCUAUCCUCUCUGCUACUGUGAGGACACUGUUCAUAGACCAGUUCUAUGUCAAAGUUCAGAGCAAAGGUUUGGCACCUUCAGUCACCCUGAGUUUUUAUGUGUCAAGGAUGAAUGAGGGUCUGAUGCAAGUCCAUGAAGGAGAUGAUGAUGAAAAGAUGAAGCUACUGAUGUUCACCAUGUCACAGAGGAACUCAUUGUGUGUGAGUGCAGCUGACUACUUCAUCAUAACAAGGAGCACAGUUUACCAGUUAUUAAGUCUUUUGUCCACCUGCAUCAUCCCGUUCCUGGAUCCCCAAAGGAAGAAGUGA
This is a messenger RNA of Notodromas monacha, 1380 nucleotides long. The record is from the annotation of a GenBank genome assembly. Lineage: Eukaryota; Metazoa; Arthropoda; Ostracoda; Podocopida; Cyprididae.